This is a messenger RNA of Bufo bufo (common toad), 1713 nucleotides long. It is a transcript of the gene GEMIN2, whose product is annotated as gem nuclear organelle associated protein 2. Gene Ontology annotation, biological process: spliceosomal complex assembly; spliceosomal snRNP assembly. Gene Ontology annotation, cellular component: nucleus; SMN complex; spliceosomal complex. The record is from RefSeq and is a predicted model, not a curated record. The coding region runs from base 36 to 839 and encodes 267 amino acids. NCBI's taxonomy places the organism in Eukaryota, Metazoa, Chordata, Amphibia, Anura, Bufonidae. The transcript has 10 exons.
UGCAACUCCGUUCUAGUAGUCACUGCCGCGCAAGCAUGGACUCUGGGCCUGAGGAGCUGAUGCCACGGCUCCUUCCAGUAGGGAAGUGCGACCUGAUGGAGGAUUUCGAUCCUGCAGUUCCCCCUCGCACACCGCAGGAAUAUCUGAGGCGGGUCCAGAUUGAGGCUGCACGAUGUCCUGAUGUAGUCAUUGCUCAGAUUGAUCCUAAAAAACUGAGAAAGAAGCAAACAGUCGGUAUUGCUCUGUCUGGAUGCCAGCCUGCUCCUGAAGGAUAUUCACCAAGUCUCCUAUGGCAGCAACAGCAGGUAGCUCAAUUUUCAGCUGUACGUCAGAGUCUCAACAAGCACAGAAGCCAUUGGAAAACGCAACCCCUUGACAGUAAUGUAAUGAUGCCAAGCACAGAGGAUGAGGAAAGUUGGAAGAAGUUCUGUUUGGGUGAGAGGUUAUAUUCUGAUCUGGCAGCCGCACUCAACACUGAAAAUCUAAACACUGGGAUUGAUUAUAUAAAGGUGGGUUUCCCUCCUUUGCUGAGCAUUGUCAGUCGAAUGAGUCAGGCUACUGUUACAAGUGUAUUGGAGUACCUGGUGAAUUGGUUUGAAGAAACAGAUUUUACUCCAGAACUGGGUCGGUGGCUGUAUGCCUUGCUUGCCAGUUUGGAGAAACCCUUGCUGCCAGAGGCCCAUUCACUUAUUAGACAGUUGGCACGCAGAUGUUCGCAAGUCAGAUCUGGAGUGAAACACAGAGAAGAUGAGCGAGUGUCUGCUUUAAACCUGUUAAUAUGUCUAGUUGGAAGGUAUUUUGAGCAACGAGAUCUAGCUGAUCCUAGUGACCCAUCUUGAUGUUAUCCAACUACCCGACCCCCAUUUUUUCCCUACACAGCAAUACCUAAACCCAAGGAUUAAAUUGUGCACCAACGAUCUUUUCUUUUGCAAAUUUUGAGAGAAAAGUAUUAUCAUAAUCAAUGUUUGCAUGUUAAUAUCUUCCAAAUCAGUAGUAAUAAUGAACUUGGCAUCAAAGACUCAAAAAAAUAAAUCAAUGCUGAUCUACACUUUAAUCAUUAUUGGCCAAUAAUAGAGAGUGUAAGUGCCUAAAAGGUUUUGGAAAACUUAUGUUCAUACCGUUUAACUCCCCUGCAUCGAACCCAGUUCCUGCUAGAAGGACCUGCAUGAAUUCCUUGCUGGGACUGAUGCGGUUGAAGCCGUUUGUAGCAUGUAAAACUGUGAAACUUACAGAUCCUUAUUUGUAUUGCUUCAUUUUCUUACUGUUUGGUGCAUGUGGAUAUUUGCCUCUGCCUUUUUUCAUGAGAUCUAAACAUAUAUUUUGUAUACAUAAAAUGACACAAAUUACUAUGUUAUUGAAUAACAUACUGUUAUGCAGAGGUCAGUCUUCCUCCCCUUUAAAUGUUUAAGAAAAUUUUACCGUAUGUAAUUUUAUGUGCUAACUAUACAGAUAAAUACUUUAAAGGGGUUCUCUGGAAAUGACCAUCAGCAACUUGUCCUAGCGUGGAGUAGGAUUGGUUGCCUCUAUUAGCAGAGCUGACUAUGGGGGAGGGGGUUAGGGGAUGAGGCCUCACUACAGUUCUCUACAAUAGGUGGUGCAAUUCUGCCUUUUGAUAUGCCAUCAUGGCUGAGCAACCUGACAGGAAAACUCACCAAUAUGUAGUAUAUGCAAGUGCUAGAGCAGUGAUGGCGAACCUUUAAGAGACAGAGUGCC